Zonotrichia albicollis (white-throated sparrow) is the source of this 1277-nucleotide messenger RNA. RefSeq names its product coproporphyrinogen oxidase (gene CPOX). Gene Ontology annotation, cellular component: cytoplasm. Gene Ontology annotation, molecular function: coproporphyrinogen oxidase activity. The record is from RefSeq and is a predicted model, not a curated record. Lineage: Eukaryota; Metazoa; Chordata; Aves; Passeriformes; Passerellidae.
CCGUUGACAGCUGGGAAAGGAAGGAAGGCGGAGGCGGCAUCAGCUGCGUGCUGCAGGAUGGCGAGGUCUUCGAGAAGGCGGGUGUGAACGUGUCCGUCGUGUCCGGGUUCCUGUCAGAGGAAGCAGCGCGGCAGAUGCGAAGCAGAGGGAAGUCUCUGAAGGCCAAGGACGGGAAGCUGCCUUUUUGCGCCAUGGGUGUGAGCUCUGUUAUCCAUCCAAAGAAUCCUCAUGUUCCAACCAUGCACUUCAACUACAGAUACUUUGAAAUUGAAGAAGCAGAUGGAACUAAACAGUGGUGGUUUGGUGGUGGGACUGACCUCACUCCAACUUACCUGAAUGAAGAGGAUGCUGUUCAUUUUCACAAGACUCUGAAAGAAGCCUGUGACAAGCAUGAUCUAAAGCUGUAUCCCAAGUACAAGAAAUGGUGUGACGACUACUUCUAUAUCAAGCACCGUGGUGAGCGUAGAGGGAUUGGAGGCAUAUUCUUUGAUGAUGUGGACUCUCCCUCCAAGGAGGAAGUAUUCCAGUUUGUAAAGAGUUGUGCCAAAGCUGUUGUGCCUUGUUACAUUCCCAUUGUGAAAAAGCACUGCCAUGACUCCUUCACACCAGAGGAAAAGCUAUGGCAACAGCUUCGGAGAGGACGGUAUGUAGAGUUCAACUUGGUGUAUGACAGAGGUACAAAGUUUGGCCUUCUGACACCAGGAUCAAGAAUCGAAAGCAUUCUUAUGUCUCUGCCACUGACUGCAAGGUGGGAAUACAUGCACAACCCACCAGAGAGCUCGAAAGAAGCAGAAAUGCUGGAGGUUCUGCGAAAUCCCAAAGACUGGGUGCACUGACACGGAUCAUAAAGAGGAUUGAUUGCUUCCACUGAGCCAUUCUGAGAGAACAGGAAUGCCUGCAAACCAGCCCAUUCAGACUGCUGUUUCAUGGUGUUUCAGUGCGUCUAUUUAUACUCUUACCUCGUGCCUUAAUUAUGCUGUAGACUUGUUAAAACUUGCAAGUGUGUGAACUCAUUCUUUUAGAUUGAUGGGCUAAUAGUGUUAUCCCUAGCUGCUGUUGCCUUGUGAAGGACUGGUGAACACCUCACAUGGCUACUCUGCAUGCUUUAGAUGACUGCAAAAUGGCAAACUACUGUGGUGUCUUGAGGGAAAUGAAAGGAUUAUGUGUGCCUAAAUAGCACUGCUUGCCUUUAUAAAAUGUUGGUAUGCUUAAAAACAUUUUUUUUAAAGAAUAAAGGGAAUAUUUGGUAUUAUAUUAAACCUUAAACUGUGCUUUCA